Nomia melanderi (Alkali bee) is the source of this 1664-nucleotide messenger RNA. It is a transcript of the gene Ufsp1, whose product is annotated as UFM1 specific peptidase 1. Gene Ontology annotation, molecular function: deUFMylase activity. The record is from RefSeq and is a predicted model, not a curated record. Lineage: Eukaryota; Metazoa; Arthropoda; Insecta; Hymenoptera; Halictidae.
AGUUAACUCGAUAGAAAAUAAUUCGAAUCAACUUUCUGGGGUGAUUGUUUAUGGUCUUUCAAUGAUUAGAACACUGCACGUUGGAGAGGAAUAUUAUUAAUACGUUGAAUGCCGCACGAUUUCAUAGUACAAAAUACUCGGAAUGGGAAAAAUACAAUAUAACACGUUCGCGGACAGUAGAAAUUUUAAUGACCCGCAGAAAUAGAAAAAAUGCAAAUGCCGUAGUCCGAGGGUUAAAGUGCAUAAUAAUUUCAAAAAGUUAAGGCUAUGUAAAAUGAAAUUCAUGACAAUGUGGCCCAUAAAUUUCAAUAUUAUAGCAUUCAUGUCAUUUUGCAUCAAAAUGGAAAUGAAUGCUAUAGCAUUCACGUCCGCGAACGUAUUAAGUCAUUCGAUUGAAUUGCAUUGUUAUUAUUGCGUGAUCAUCUAGGUGAAUGUCACCGUAUUAGGUAGCAUUAUUUAUAUGAAUUAUAGUAAUUUGAUUUAAUUGGUCACCGGUGACCCCCAUGGCAAUCAUCGUGUUAAAAGUUUAGAAAAAUGUCCCCUAUAUUUUUCACUGUUUUAAUUGGUACGAUUAUUUGAUUAUUCUCGUGAUUGUUAAUUACGAGUGUGAAACAAACAAUUCUUGUCGCACGUAUGUACACUGGAAACCCACAAUGGCGUCGAGUGAAACUUCUGUGUCCGCACUGUUUCCACGUUGUAACACGCGAACCCGUGAACUGGUGGUUCGAUGACGCCGAAUGGAAAGCGAUCGGAGAUUCACUGACUCGUUACCGAACACGUUCGAGCAAGUUACCUGACGGUUUCGGUGGUUCGAGAAUUACUGGAGUGGUGGCGAGUCGCUCGUAAACUGGGAAAAUACGAAGUUUGGACGAUACUCGUUACGCGAUUACAUAAUGACCGUUGAUUACACGAGCAGUCUGUUGGAAAAUGUUCAUCGGGACAUUCUUUCGCCCGAGCCAGGUAGAAGCUUCCUGGUACGCGGCGAUUAUGAGUAUUGGCAUUACGGCUGCGACGGUUUCAACGAUAAGGGCUGGGGGUGCGGAUACAGAACGCUGCAGACGAUCUGCUCGUGGAUCACGAAGACCCGGAAAUUGGAGCAAUCUGCUCCUAGUGUCAGGGGCGUGCAGGAAAUACUUGUCGCGCUGGAAGACAAGGAGAAAUCCUUUAUUGGGUCGAGGGAAUGGAUAGGGAGCUUCGAAGUGUGUCUAGUGUUGAAUCAUUUGUACGAGGUCCUCAGCAAGAUUGUCCAUGUGCGGAGCGGCAAAGAGCUAUCGGGCCAGAUAGCGGUUAUCAAAACGCACUUCCAAGAGUUCGGUAGCCCGAUAAUGAUGGGUGGGGACAUGGAUUGCUCAAGUAAAUGCAUUGUGGGGAUUCACGAAGGAGUGGAAAACACUUACAUGCUGAUCGUGGAUCCUCACUUCGUCGGCCAGGCGAAGAGCAACGAGCAAUUAGUGUCACAGCACUGGGUGAAAUGGCAGAAGCUCGCGGACUUCGUCGACAGCUCCUUCUACAACCUGUGCUUACCUCAGAUUACAGGGCCAGCACAGUGAUUGACGUUAAUAAAUUACUAUAAUAAUAUAUCUGUAAGAAUUUCUACCUAUCCUACCGAUCGUUUCAUCGAAUAGCUGUUAACUUUAGAAUUGGAGAAAAUUACAAAUUUUAAU